CACACCACAUCACAACACAACACACAACACCGCUCCAAAGCACGAAUCGAAUCACCCACCAGCCCGAACCAAGGGUGAUUUUGUUCGAAGCCUAUAAUCCAAAGCAAAACACAAAACAAAGCACAGCACAGCGAGAACGCGGCGGGACACCCAUUAUUUUGCACGACUGCACCGGGCGCAACACGCGAGCUCCUCCCCACCACCCGGCGAUGGUGUCUCUCUCCCACUCCCCCGGAGGAAUCCUCCGCGUCCUGCUGGCCGCGUCGUGGCUUGCCACUGUGGUCCUGGGCCAAGACAGGACCCUCUACACCGGCUGGACCAUGAAGUUCGACAACACCCCCUAUCCCACGCAGACCGCCUUCGUCGGCGACAAGCUCACCUUUAUCUGGACGAUAGACAAUCUCCAGAACGUCUUUAUCCACCCCACAAACGACUGCACGCAGACCGGUCGGAUCGCCAUCGGGAACCAGUCCCCCACCGAGUACGUCUUUCAACCAGAAGACGCGGGGAAAUCCCUCUUUUUUGCCUGCGACAUUGACGAUCGAUGCGAGGAGUACGGCAUGCGGCUGAUUGUCAACGUCAUCUCCCUGGACAACAACAACGACGAGGACAACACCCCCGCCGUGAGCCUCACCCAGGAGCCCACCGCCGCCCCCGAGUUUUUCAAGUUCCGGACGCAAUCCCCGACUUUCGCGCCGAUCGCCCCGUCGGAACCGGCGAGAACGCCCGAGCCGACGAUCGCGGCCACCGACUUUCCGACCUGGGCGCCCCCCGUCGUUCCGACCGACGUUCCCACGGUGUCCCCCACCCCGGAUCCGACGGGCUUUCCCACCGCCAGGCCGACCGCUUCACCAACUGAUUCACCAACCGUUUCGCCGACGCUCACGCCCACCACCCCGCCGAACCCCCUCCCGACCUUUCCCCCGACGGACCGCCCAACGACGCUGGAGCCCACGGUCGCUCCCGCGACGCCCGGGCCAACCGUGUCUCCCACGAUCGCCGACAAUGGAAGCGACGGGACGACGAGGGUGGCGAUGCGGGGCCUGCAGAUGACCCUUACCGGGGCCGACGCCUUUUCGGACGAAACCCAAUCGGCCUGGAGGGGCGAGACCGAGGCCUUUGUCACCUCGCACUACGAGAGCGACCACAGGGGAAUUUCCUUCGUGACGUCCAUUGCCGUCACGAACCACGAGGCCCUUUCGCCGUCGCGGUUCCGGCAGCUGGUGAGGGGGAGAGGCGACGGAACACCAAACACGCGGGGCGGACCCAACGACCGAAGGCUCCAGGAAAGCUCGGUUGUCGUGACGUACGACCAGGUCGUUUCCUACCGGGAUGCCUCGGGAAAGGUAUUCUCGGAAGCAUACCUGGCGACCUCGGCCUUUGCCUUUUCCGAGCAGCGGGCCAACUACGUCGAGGGACUCCGGGCCACGGGCGAUCCGGUGCUGGAGGCGGUCACGGAUUCCUCCCCCGUCACCAUUGGCAGCAAAACGACGCCCACGGAAGCGCCCGUUUCCACCCCGGUGCCCCGGCCCAGCCCGACCCCCAAGUCGGGCGGCCUGUCCACGACGGCCAUCAUCGGGAUCGCCUGCGGGGCCGCCGCCGUGCUGGUCCUGGCGGCCCUGGUGGCGAUCUACUCCCGGGGAGGCAGCGGGGACCCCGAGCCCGACGAGGACGGGGACUCCCCGCCCAAGAAAAUCUCCAUCAAGGAGGACGAGGUCAGCACCCUCGCGGGGCCGACCAUUACCAAUCCCAACACGGGGGCCGGAGAACGAAGGUGGGUGCCGUGUUGUGUUGUGUUGUGUUGUGUUGUGUUGUGCUUUGCUUUGCUUUUGCCGUGUUUGUUUCGCUCACCACCAUUUUUGUUUGCCGCUUGCUUGCCGCUCCCGCAGCAUCGGUACCGUCGACUACGAUUAUUCCAAGGCCUACGGCAACGGAGAGCACUCCCUCUCCUCUGCCGGGGGUACCUUUGGGUCCAACACGCAGAACAUUUCCUUUCCUAUGAACGCAGACGCGACGGGCGCCGCUCUCGGACCCUACGGAGAGGACGGGACGUACGAGAACCAGUUCCGGCCGGGGGCCAAGGUCAAGGAGGAAAUCCUUACCAUAUUUGCCCCCCCGGGAAAGCUCGGCGUCGUCAUCGACACGCCCGACGACGGUGCGCCCCUGGUCCACGCCGUCAAGGACACUUCCGUGGUGGUGGACAAGGUCAAGGUCGGCGACAAGCUGGUGGCGGUGGACGACGAGGACGUCCGGACCCUGUCGGCCAUCAAGGUUUCCAAGCUGAUUAGCCGAAAGAGCGCCAAUCCGUCCAGAAAGCUGACCAUCCUCCGGACGACCCAGAUCGGGUGACGCGGGCGAGGACGGUGCGUUGCGGAAGAGAAGACGAGACGAGACGAGACGAGACGAGAUCCGAUACAACCGUGUUCGUUGCGCGACGGCCACCGAGGGACCAGGGGGUGCGCCGGCCGUGUGGAGGUUCGGAUUCCACCGGAACGAUUCGAUCGGUUCUUUGCGUUUUUUUAUGUCGAGCGUGAUGCAUACAUGGUUUCCACUCUAUUGUGUUAUGUGAUUGUAUUGGUUUGCUAUUAUUCGUUUCGAGUACGACUCCAAAAAGUUCGGUUCGGUUCAGUUCAAUCCAUACCCCGGGUCCAUAGCGGCUUUUACGAGACACGGGCCCGGUUUCAUAAAUAAAUUUAUAAAUUAUUC
This is a messenger RNA of Pseudo-nitzschia multistriata, 2706 nucleotides long. NCBI's taxonomy places the organism in Eukaryota, Bacillariophyta, Bacillariophyceae, Bacillariales, Bacillariaceae. The record is from the annotation of a GenBank genome assembly.